Molecule: messenger RNA, 816 nt
Organism: Tauraco erythrolophus (red-crested turaco)
Lineage: Eukaryota; Metazoa; Chordata; Aves; Musophagiformes; Musophagidae
Gene: CLRN1
Product: clarin 1
Biological process (GO): equilibrioception; sensory perception of sound
Source: RefSeq, a predicted model, not a curated record
AUGACUCUGGCUGGCAUGAAGGGGGAGGCGGGUGCCUGGCGGCAGUGGGAGCCCAGCGGUGCCUGUCCCGCAGGGAGCCGGCGUGCCGCCGAGCCGCGGGCUGGGCUGCGCCUGCCCCAGCCGACUCAGCAGAAGAGAAUUAUCUUCUGCGUCGCCGGGGUGCUGAGCUUCGCUUGCGCGCUGGGGGCCGCGGCAGCCGUCGGCACGCAGCUGUGGGUGAAGGGGACGAUACUCUGCAAGACGGGAGCGCUGCUCGUCAACGCCACCGGCCAGGAGCUGGAGAAGUUCAUCGGCAAAAUCCAGUACGGGCUUUUCUACGGCGAGCGCGUGAGACAGUGCGGGCUCGGGGGGAGACCUUUCCAGUUUUCAUUUUUUCCAGAUUUGCUCAAAAUUAUCCCUGCAAGUAUCCAUGUUAGUGUCAUUCUCUUCUGUACAGUACUGGUCGUCUUUGCUCUGGUGGGAGCAGGUUUCUUCAUGUUCAAUGCCUUUGGCAGCCCUUACGAAACCCUGCACGGCCCCGUCGGGUUGUACCUCUGGAGCUUCAUCUCGUGUUCCUGUGGCUGCCUCAUCAUGAUUCUCUUCUCUUCAGAGGUGAAAAUCCAUCACCUUUCGGAGAAAAUCGCUAAUUUCAAAGAGGGAAGUUUUUCAUUCAAGACUCAUGGUGAACAGUUUGCAAAUUCCUUCUGGAUCAUCCUGGUUUGCUCCCUGGUGCAAUUCCUGAAUGCCCUGUUGGUACGAUUUGCUGGAUUUCAAUUUCCCUUUUCAAAAUCAAAAGAUUCAGGGACAACCACGGGAGCAGUUGACCUGAUGUAUUAG